Molecule: messenger RNA, 2825 nt
Organism: Selaginella moellendorffii
Lineage: Eukaryota; Viridiplantae; Streptophyta; Lycopodiopsida; Selaginellales; Selaginellaceae
Product: IQ and AAA domain-containing protein 1
Exons: 18
Coding region: 222-2765 (847 amino acids)
Molecular function (GO): protein binding; ATP binding; ATP hydrolysis activity
Source: RefSeq, a predicted model, not a curated record
UCUCGCGAGGGCUAGAAUGGCGAUGGCGACAGCGGCGGCGAUGGCGAUGGCGCUGUCGCGGGCAAUGCCGCUGCUGGAAUCUAACGCCGUGCUGUAGGUGAGCAAUGGCUCGAUCGAUUGCCGCGAGGCGCUGUUUUUUCUUGCAGCUUCGAUCGAUCGAUCGAGAGGGAUCUGCGAUUAUUUAGCAUCCACCGAUCGGCGCAUCAGCUUUUGCAGCAGCCAUGUCGAACGUUUUCUUUGAUCAGCAAUGGGAGAUUGCUAUGCGGCAGCUUGUCGAUGUUCUUGCGAUUGAAGUUCCUUCGUUUUCUUUCUUGGGGCCCCAGAAUUUGUCCGAUUAUUCUCGGAUAUAUAUCAAGUACUAUCAAGUAUAUAGAAUGCUGGAGGAUUGCUAUCAUCAGAUCAUUCACCCUCAAAAGCGCAUCGAUUGCUUGAAGUCCUUGGAGGCGGUAAUUGGGAGAAUUCUCGAGCUAAAACAUUGGAUGGUGUUUCUGAACGCCGGGAAGGAGAUUAUUUACCUGGAAGACCUUUUGCUGAAUUUGGAACUGACUCCCGAUGCUCUGGAUGUGGUUCCGCCUCGUCUUUUGACUGCUGACAACCUCCGGAAUCUUGAAACACGAGACAAUUUCCUGAUCAAGGUCCUGCAACAAGAGAAGGAACAGCACGAACAAGAAGGCUCUGCCGAUUCUCAAUCACCAGAUAGCAAGUUCCCUGUCUAUACACCAGAGGAGGCAAUUGCAAUAUUACAGGCUAAUGAACGAGGCAGGCAAGCACGUCAUAGACUUGCUACUUUGGCCAAGACACGAUUCACACAAGAAGAAGCUUUGAAAAAGCAACAGGCCGGUCACGAACCUUUAACUCAAGAAGGUGCUGCAGUUGUUAUGCAGUCCGCAGCCCGAGGAUUUCUAGAAAGGUGUCGGGUAAAACAUUCGGCUGAAGACGAGCUUACUCUACUCGGUACAUUCUUUCCGAGCGCUCUCUACCUUAAGGGGGAAAAAAUGAAUAUGUAUGAGCGCAACAGCGAUCGGGACUACGCCUUCGGUUUUAUGAGAGAAACAGAAUUGAGAAGAAAGAAGAACCAGCUAUUGAGCUAUCAGGAAUACCAGGACGCAAUGGCACUUGCAAAGGAGCAGAUUAAAGAGCUGGAGGGACAAGAAAUGAGGGAGAUAAUCCAGGAGAAAAUAAACGCAUGGCUUAACGCGAACAGAGAUCCGGAUACUGGCUUGUUUCCGCCCUUUCCAAAGCCAGCUGACGGUGGGAGUAAACUCAUAGUCUUUCCGCCGCCAAAGUUCGACUUUGAAGUCGAAACUAAGAAGAAGAAAGAUGCUAAAAAGGACGACAAGAAGAAGAAAAAGAAGAAAGCCAGUCCAUUUCCUCCGUUGGUGUUCCCUGUGGACGACGAGGAGAAGCCUCCAUCGUGUCCUGCAUUUUUUCUGCGACACGUACGAGAAUCUGUGGAUGUUUACACUCAUAGCUGGCAUGACAAAGACGACUCGGCGAAUUUGGCUCAAAAACAUGACACUGACAGACUAAAAGGACAGCUUCGACCGAUGGUGUUCGAAGAGAUAAGACUAGAAGUUGAUCAAAAUACACGAGUAAUUCUCGACAGAGUCAAGAAAAAAAUACUCGCGGAGCUCAAAGCAGCCAGGAAAAAGCAAAAGAAGGGUGCCAAGGAAAAGAGGAAAGAGAAGAAGAAAGACAAAGACAAGGAUGCGCCGCCCCCUGCCAAAAAGAAGCCCAAGAAACCGAAGGAUCCCACAGCUCAAAGAACAAUCGAAUCCAUAUACUCGGAACUUGUGAAAAACGGGAUUGUCCAGCUUCUUCCCAAAAGAGAGCUGUCGGAUUAUGUUUCUACGGAAACUUUCUAUGGUCCAACGUUUGAGGUUGAUCCGACUGGGUUUGAUCCCACCACAGCUCAGGUAAAGAGAGCAGUUGUGGAGUAUUGUAUCAUGCCUCUCGUGUCGGACUUUGUGCAUCAGAAUGCUCCGUAUAUAAAGUCAGUCCUUCUUUACGGGGCAGAAGGCAACGGGAAAACUCUACUGGUACACGCAUCGGCACGGGCUGCUGGCGCAGCAUACUUCAACUUGUCCCCACAAGUGCUGGAUGGAAAAUAUCCUGGGAAACAAGGUGCCAAGAUGCUUCAAAUGGUUUUCAAGCUUGCGAGAAUAAUGGCACCUUCGGUGGUCCAUAUCUCUGGUGUUGAAAAGCUUUUCGUAACGGAUCGGAAAAAGAUAAAGACAUGGGGCCUCAAGGACAAACCAAACAGAAUUAAGAAAGCUCUUACCAAAGAAGUUAAAAACAUUAAACCGGGAGAACGAGUUCUCUUCCUCGGGACAUCCUCCAGACCACAGGAUGCGCCUGGGAAACGACCUGUGUUCCCGAAUUUUUUCACCAAGAGGAUUUACGUUCCAUUUCCCGACUAUGGAUCAAGGUCGAGGAUAUGGCGAGCUUUGAUCGAGAGGCACGGCGGUGUUGUGACGGAGCAAUUCAACUUGUCCACAAUCUCGCAACUUAGCGAUGGUUUCAGCGUUGCCUCCAUUGAGAAGGUUUGCAAAACGGUCCUGACGGAGAAGCGCAAGCGAAAGCUUCGAAGAUUUCCACUGACCAUCAAGGAAGUUAUAAACGACGUUCACAGCACUAAGCCGGUCGAUCCAGCAUUCCAUGAAAGCCUUCGAGAAUGGGCCAAACCGAAAAAACCAGCCGAGAAAAAAGGUGGCAAAGACGCCAAAGGGAAAGGAAAAGGCAAAGGGAAAGGAAAGAAGAAAUGAAAAAUUUCGCUUAUAUUUGAGAUUUGCCAGCUAUAAUUGCAAAUAGGGUUAGGGUUUGCG